Messenger RNA from Acinonyx jubatus (cheetah), 1574 nucleotides. RefSeq names its product rabphilin-3A-like. The transcript is spliced from 2 exons. Bases 234 to 815 code for a protein of 193 amino acids. The record is from RefSeq and is a predicted model, not a curated record. NCBI's taxonomy places the organism in Eukaryota, Metazoa, Chordata, Mammalia, Carnivora, Felidae.
UCUCUGAGAGCACCGCUGUUCACCUAACUGGGGUCUGGGUUUCCCUGUGAGUUCUGGGACAUAUUCUAGAGAAUGAGAACUGUCCCUUUAAAAGGCGUCCACGCAUUACUCAAGUUUGAGAAACACUGCUCUCACUGUCACUUUACUGCCCGAUUAGUUCCAUUUUUCCAAGGAGCAAUCUAAAGCAUAAAAGUAAAAACAGAGCAAGGCAAAACCGAGGCUGAAAAGUACCAAUGUUAGGAAAGGCGACAAGCAAGAACCAGUCGUACAGCAUCCCCUCUCCCUGGCCAGGUCCCCCGCCAGUGGCGGCCAGAUCCGCCCACACUACGUGUGCGAGAGGGAAAAUCCAGCGUGGUCACCGGAGCCGGCGCGACAGCACGGCUGCCAGCUUUCUCUUGCCAGGGGCUGGGGGAGAGCACCUGCCGCCCGGGGUCACGGGGGCUGACGGCCGGGGCGCCCGGAUGUGGCCGCGCGGCCAAGGCGGCGGGGGCGGCGCGGACGUGAAGACCGCCAGCAGGUGCGGGGAGGGCUCCCGGGGCACAAGGGCUCGUCCGCGGCCCUCGCCGCUCCGCCGCGUCCCACGCUCCAACUGUCCCAGCCCCGCCGGCCGCUUCCUCGCCCUCCCCUCGUCCGCGCCGGGAAGGCCGCCUCACCUGCUCGCAGCGCCCGACUUGGCGGCCGGGGCCCCUGGCAGCGGGAAGCUGCAAGCGGAACGCAUCACGGCCACCGCAGCGCGGCGGCAGCGGCAGCCACACGGACCCGGCUUCCUGGAGGAUCCGUUCCUUUCCGGGAGCCGCACCGCCACCCGGCUCUAGCCCGUGCGCGUCACCGCCCGCUCCCGGGGCGCGCACGCCGUGGGGGCGGAGGGGAGAGAAGCGCGGCGCGGGGGGUGGGGCUGCGCCAGGGGCGGGGCCUGUGCCCCGAUGAUUGGCGUGGAGUGCAGAGCUCUUCCCAGGGUAAUGACCGGCGGGCCACUCGCCUCUGAGAGUGCCUAAGGUGACAGCGGUGUCACAGAAGUAGAGGCAACAUGGGGCCGGACAGACUUGGGUUUGAGCUUUGGCUCUCAUUUUCUGGACAGUCCUUUCUGUGCCUCAGUUUUCUUCUAAAAACGAAUCAUCCUUGCCUGAUGGCAUUGUCAAAGAGGAAGACAUAAAAAUGAUGCAACAUGUCCAGCCAGCGCCUGGCGCUUGGGAGGUGAUCUUCUGUCUCACUUCUUCCCCAGACGGAGCAGGAGCUCUGACCCACUCACCUGUGUACCCUCUCAGCUACCAUGGUGCCUGGCAUGCGGGUAGUCCUCUGCAUGGAUUUUGAGCAAAUGAACAAACUAGCUCACGAAUAGAGCUUACUCAACUUAAUUUUUUUUUUAAUUUUUGAUGUUUAUUUAUUUUUGAGAGAGAUGGAGACAGAGCAUGAGCGGGGAAGGGGCAGAGAGAGAGAGGGAGCUCAGAGCCUGGAGCCUGCUUCAGAUUCUAUGUGUGUGUCUCUCUCUGCCUGUGCCCCACUCACACUCUGUCCCUCUCUCUCUCAAAAAUAAAUAAACAUUGAAAAUUUUUCUAAAAAGUGCUCUGAUUUUU